Messenger RNA from Eimeria necatrix, 2178 nucleotides. Its product is annotated as zinc knuckle domain-containing protein, putative. Gene Ontology annotation, molecular function: transcription cis-regulatory region binding. NCBI's taxonomy places the organism in Eukaryota, Apicomplexa, Conoidasida, Eucoccidiorida, Eimeriidae. The record is from RefSeq and is a predicted model, not a curated record. Gene Ontology annotation, biological process: regulation of transcription by RNA polymerase II. The transcript has 10 exons. Bases 1 to 2178 code for a protein of 725 amino acids. Gene Ontology annotation, cellular component: nucleus.
AUGGAGGUGAACGUCUUCAAGGCCACGCAGAAGGAUGCGGCCAAGGCAGAAUGCCAGAAGUGUAUGCAGUAUGGCCAGGCUGAGGGUUUGGGAUUUGAAAAUGAGGGUUUGGGAUUUGAAAAUGAGGGUUUAGGAAACCCUCGACUAAACCCCAAACCGGUGUUUGCCGAUGACGCUCCCGAGAUUCCUAUGAUAACUGAUGGAGACUGGUACAGAGACCGAAGACUUGUUGAAAAACUGAAGCAAGAAGAGGCAGAGAUAUAUCGCGCUGCCAAAAAGGAAGCAAAGAAACGCAGCAGCAGCAGCAGCAGCAGCAGCAGCAGUAGCAGCAGCAGCAGCAGCAGCAGCAGCAGCGGUAGCGACAGCAGCAGCAGCGACAGUGACAGCAGCGACAGCGACAGCAGCAGCAGCAGCAGCAGCAGCAGCAGCAGCAGCGACAGCGAUAGCAGCACAAGCAGCAGCAGCAGUAGCAGCAGCAGCAGCAGCAGCAGCAGCAAAAGCAGCAGGGCCUCUGCCCGCGCAGCCUUAGCGAAGGUGAAGAAACGGGAGCCAUCUCCAGCAGCAGCAGCUGCAGCAGCUCCAGCAGCAGCAGCAGCAGCAGCUCCAGCAGCAGCUGCUGCAGCAGUAGCACCAUCAACAGCAGCAACAGAAGCAGCAGCAGAAGCACAGCUGCUUCUCGCGGUCAAGUCUGAACCCGUGGACCCCGAAGUGCUGCAGCGGCAGCACUUGGAGCAGCAGAAGCAGCAGCUGCAGCAGCAGCAGCAGCAGCAGCUGCAGCAGCAGCUGCAGCAGCAGCUGCAGCAGCAGGGCCUGCCUAUCAAGGCUGACCCCGAGGCCAACGCUCACAAGCGGCGCCGCGCUCGAGACAGCAGCAGCAGCAGCAGCAGCAGCAGUAGCAGCAGCAGCAGCAGCAGCAGCAGCAGCGACAGCGACAGCAGCAGCAGCAGCAAGAAGCAUAAAAAGGGCAGGGCGAAGAAGCUGAGAAGAAAAGACGGAGCCAAACUGGCCAAGUCGGAGCAGCAGCAGCAGCAGCAGCAGCAGCUGCAGCAGCAGCAGCAGCAGCAGUCAAAAGGAAGCAGAAGAGGAAAUGAAGAAACUUCAGCUGCUGCUGACAGGGCUGCAGCAAAAAGCGCAGCAGCAGCAGCAGCAGCAGCAGCAGCAGCAGCAAGUGGAAGAGGAGACAGAAGAGGAGAAAAGGAAAAGGAGAAAUGGACAAGGUUUUGGCUGCGGGGGGUUUUGCCCCCCGCGCGGCCGCGCCAGCUUUUCGCAGCGGCUGAGGUGGUUUGGAGCGCUUCGUCGGCCCUCAGGGAACUCGAGGGCCGAGAGACACUGCAAGGGGACCUGGAGACUCGGGCUUGUUUUUCGCGGGCUGCGGCUUCGCUGCGUUUCGGGGGUUUGCAAACCCUAGUUGAGGGUUUGUCGCCGCUGGUGAGUUUCCUCUUGGGCCUUUUUGUCUCCACUUCGCUCUCGCGCUGGUGGGCCCUCAGGCAGCAGCUGACAGCAAUUUCUGCUUCCGUUUAUGAUGUUUUGCUGCUGGCUUGCUGCCACUUAGAAGACCCGCAGCAGCAGCAGCAGCAGCAGCAGCAGCAGCAGCAGCAGCAGCAGGGGUGGCUGCAGCGGCGAGGGGGCGCCGCGCCGCAGCAGGGCACGAGCUGCGGCGCUGCAGCAGCAGACGCGGACCUGCUGCUGCUGCACGACGCCCCAACAGCAGCAGCAGCAGCAGCAGCAGCAGAAGGACCAGCAGCAGAGGGGCCUGCAGCAGCAGCAGCAGCAGCAGCAGCAGCAGGGGCGGCAGAUGGACUACCAGCUGCAGCCCCAGCAGCAGCAGCAGCACAGGGGCCCCCAGCAGCAGCAGAGGCACCCGCGGCCGCAGCUCCAGCAGCAGCACAAGGACCCCCAGCAGCAGCAGCAGCAGCAGCAGCAGCAGCAGCAGCAGCAGCAGCAGAACCUUACUGGCUCUGCAGCAGACACCGCAUUCUGCGCCGUUUGCUGCGGCUCGGCUGCCUCAGCUACCACUUGGUUUUUGACGCAGCUCAAGGGACCGACGACCUCCACUACUUGCUCCGUAAGGCCAUUCUGCGCCGUUUGCUGCGGCUCGGCUGCCUCAGCUACCACUUGGUUUUUGACGCAGCUCAAGGGACCGACGACCUCCACUACUUGCUCCGGCUAAGGGCCUAG